Messenger RNA from Kockovaella imperatae, 947 nucleotides. Its product is annotated as putative phosphoadenylyl-sulfate reductase. The record is from RefSeq and is a predicted model, not a curated record. Gene Ontology annotation, cellular component: cytoplasm. The transcript is spliced from 4 exons. The coding region runs from base 60 to 914 and encodes 284 amino acids. Gene Ontology annotation, molecular function: phosphoadenylyl-sulfate reductase (thioredoxin) activity. Lineage: Eukaryota; Fungi; Basidiomycota; Tremellomycetes; Tremellales; Cuniculitremaceae.
GGGAACAGAGGAAGCAAUGGACAUGCAUCUUGUGAACUGACACUCACACGCAGUAAACAAUGACAUCGCAGGAUCAAGCUGGUGGCUCAUCUCGGUCUGAUAUCCUCACCCCUCAGUACAACGAGCAAGAGAUUGCAGCGUUCAAUGCUGAACUGGAGGGUAAAUCGCCACAGGAAAUAUUGAUAUGGGCCGUAGACCACCUCGAUGGGUUGUAUCAGACCACGGCGUUUGGUCUGACAGGUACGGCCGCUCUUGACAUGAUCUCAAAGAUAUCGUUAGAUAGGCAUGAGAUUCACCUCGUCCCUCUGAUCUUCCUCGACACCCUUCAUCACUUUCCCGAGACACUCGCCCUCGCCCAGACCGCCUCAGACCAUUACCUAGCGCCAUUGCAUACCUAUGCUCCUCAGGUUGAACCACUGAAUGCAGAAGGCUUCGCCGCAAAGUACGGAUCAAGCCUUUGGGAGACGGACGAAGCGGCGUAUGAUUAUUUGGUCAAGGUGGAACCUGCUGCGAGAGCGUAUAGGGAGCUCGGAGUCAGAGCUGUCAUCACGGGCAGAAGGAGGAGCCAAGGUGCAGAAAGGGAAGGGUUGAAAGUGCUGGAGGUGGAUGAGAGGGGGUUAAUAAAGGUCAACCCCUUGAUUUCGUGGACGUUCAAAGAGGUCAAGGCGUACAUUGACAAGGAGGAUGUGCCGUAUAACACGCUCUUGGACCAAGGAUAUCGGUCUAUUGGAGAUGUCCACUCCACUGCUCCCCCGGAUCCAUCGCUUGCGGACUCUGAUGCCGCUGAGAGAUCCGGGAGAUGGGCUGGAAAGGCAAAGUCAGAGUGUGGCCUGCAUGUGAACUACUUUGACAUGAAAGCGAGAUUUGAGAACAAGUCGAAUGGGACGGAGAACGCAACAGCUACGGGAGCAUGAUCAGUCCAAUUUAGACCAAGUGUAGCCAUUACA